AUGGUCUCUUGGUCUUCGGUGGGUGCGUUAAAUGCCCAGUUUCCAGGACGAGGGGGCGCGGACAGCGGGGGUGCCGAGUUGGGCCCAGGCCAGGGCCCUCCCGGGCGCCCGGGCUCGGCCCCGCCCCCGUCCCGCCCGCAGCACGAGUUCGCGUCUCCGCUCGCCCGCAGGAGCGAGGAGCCUCCGCGGUGCUACUCCGUGGGCGGGGGCUGGGAGAGCAGGAGCGCGCAGCCCCCGCCCACCCCACGCGCCUCCGUAAAGCCGGCGGGGAGUGUCUCCAGGAGCAGCUCUGCGUUCAGAAAGGAGAGGCCGGAUGGCAGCUAUUGCGAGUGGUUCGCGGCCGCCUUGGGCAACCUGGAAUGGCUGCGGUUCUCUCUGAAUCAGGACCUUAAGGGAAUCGUCUCCGAUCACAAGGGUUUCACUGCCAUCCACUUUGCAGCCCAAAAAGGCCAGCUAGAGUGCCUGCAGGUCUUGGUAGAGGAGUACGAGUUUCCCGUGGACCUGCGCACCAGAAAUGGCCAGACACCACUACACCUCGUCAUCCACAAGGAAAACAAGAACGUGGUCCUCCCGUGCAUUCACUAUCUGCUUGAGCACGGGGCAUCCCUCAACAGUAAGACACGCAAUGGCUCCACGCCGCUGCACCUGGCCGCGCAGGAGGGCCUGCUGAGCUGUGUGAAGGUCCUGGUGAAGAACGGCGCCGAUGUCCACGCCUGCGACGCCAUAGGCUGCAAGCCCAUCGACUACUGCAAAAUAUGGAACCACCGCGUCUGUGCCCGGUUCCUGAAGGAUGCCAUGUGGAAACGGGACAAGAAGGACUUUGCCUGUGAGAUGGGGAAGCUGAAGAGGCUCAAAGGCCAGCUGGCCCUCAUGGAGCAGGACUACCAGACUGAGUAUCAAAGAGAACAACGGAUCCUGAGUCAAGCUGAUUUCAAGAAGUGGUUCCAUCGCAAGCUACUGCCUCGAGACCAACCUCUGACCCACAACAUCAAGCAAGAGCCCCACGCCCGUGCCUGGGCCCUCCCCGUCUCCAAGAUCCCCAAGCUGCCCAGACGCUUCCACCUCUCCCCAGAACACCUGCAGCAGAUACCACAGCCCAACCUGCGGCCCCUGCUGACACCCAGGCCCCUCUAUAAGCAGCCCAUAGUGAGGCAGCACAAGCCGUGGAACAUUAGCAACAACCCGGCCAGAUCCCCCACCGCCCAGCUCGGCUCCCCGCAGGUCAUCCGCAUGGGUGUGCAUCCAGACCCCAGCCACGAGCACGACUUCCGCAGGUUCGUCAAGAUCAGGUCUGACGGGCAAGGUGGAGCGCAGCUGCGCACGGUGGCUGGCAAGCAGGUGGCCCCCGUGCCCCAGCUGCCCCUGGAGGUGAUAGUCCGGGAGCUGUACCCGCAGGCGCGGCCGUGCAGGAUGAAGGUGCCCCAGGGCUUCCACUCGGUCAGCAUCAGGGACCUGGACCGGAAGCGGCACAUGGGCGACAACACCUUCUGGACCGACACUCUGGCCAUGAGCUUACGUGAAACGUUUGAUGACACCUUCGUGGCAACAGUGCAAGCCCACCAAGGGCUCCCCAUUCUGCCCUGCCCCUAAACACCCCCUUCCCCCCAUAAACUUAUUUUGGUAGCCUCUCGAGCUGAGGCAGCCUAGUGAGGGCUGAGGUGUGGUCAUUUAUGUUGCGGACAGGGAACAAGGCAAAGAGACCCACGGGCUUCCCACUACCCCCCCAACAAAAGCCCAGAUCCUUGGGGACCCACCCAAGAGAUUCAAAUUAGGGCAGCAGCCCAGAGCUCAGAGUGGGGGUCAGUCUGUAUCCUAAGUGCCGGCAUUGUGAAAGGAACAUUCUGGUGUCCGCUUUGCACCUCCCUCCCUCCAAACAGCGCACCGGGGACAGGCAGAGGAACCACUGGGAAACCUGCCUCCUCUUCAGACUAAGUCCUUCUGCUACGGACCCAGGCCUCACACUUCACCUCCAGAGCCAGAAGGCGGUGGAAGAUGGCUAACUGUCACCCUGCCCAUGGCUUCCCUGCCACUGUGGUGUCCGCAGGGCAGGGGGGCAUAGGGGCAUGUGUGGGGGAAGAAGGACCCAUGGCUUUAGUUUGAGACUAUGGACAUAUGGACACACUUGUACUUCCUCCAGGAAGCUAGCCUGCACCCCCUGCUAUCCGCUGUACACAUCACCACAAAUCAUUCAUUAAACAAACAUUUAUUGAGUGCUUUCUAUGUGCCAGGCACCAAGCAAGGCGCUGUUGAUACAAAAACUGAACGACAGUCCCUGCCCUCAAGGAGCUUACAGUCUAGUAAGGAGAUAGACCAAGUACAUGGGCAAGUAUGCCCACAGUGAUGUGUGUGGUGUGCUGGAGUGGGCCGGGGGAGGGGACUUUAAAAGCUCCUUGGACGACAUUAAAUCUUAGGUUGAGAACUAACAAAGACGCCCUGGUGAAGGGAAGGGGAAUCAAAGUGGCAUCUCUGGAUACAGGAGGCCAGGACCCAGAGUGCAAGAUGGCAAGCGAUGGGGCCAGAGAGGCGAGUGGGAAGCAGGAUACCGCGUGUUUCACAGCCAUGCCGAGGGUCUGGAUUUUGUCCUGAAGGCAGAGGGGAGCCAUGGGAGGCUGCAGGCCAGGAAGUGACUUGAUCUACUAUGCAUUUUAGAAAGACAACUCUAGCUGUGGGACGGAGAAGCAGGAGGCGGCUGUCACAAUAACCCAGGUGAAAGUUGAUGACAAUGGGAGUGGCUCUAAUCAAGAGAUAUUAAGGAGGCAAAUUUGACAGUUUUCAGAGAUUGGAUGCGGGGGG
Messenger RNA from Pipistrellus kuhlii (Kuhl's pipistrelle), 2793 nucleotides. RefSeq names its product ankyrin repeat domain 53 (gene ANKRD53). The transcript is spliced from 5 exons. Gene Ontology annotation, biological process: mitotic metaphase chromosome alignment; regulation of mitotic spindle organization; positive regulation of microtubule polymerization. The record is from RefSeq and is a predicted model, not a curated record. The coding region runs from base 1 to 1590 and encodes 529 amino acids. Gene Ontology annotation, molecular function: protein binding. Gene Ontology annotation, cellular component: spindle pole. NCBI's taxonomy places the organism in Eukaryota, Metazoa, Chordata, Mammalia, Chiroptera, Vespertilionidae.